Messenger RNA from Seminavis robusta, 711 nucleotides. The record is from the annotation of a GenBank genome assembly. NCBI's taxonomy places the organism in Eukaryota, Bacillariophyta, Bacillariophyceae, Naviculales, Naviculaceae.
AUGCUUCAGAAGGAACACUGCAGGCUUUUCAUGAAAAGGUACCGCAUCAAGGAUCCCAUCCCAGUUUGCAUUGUUUCAACCUCGGAACUGAAAGUAGAUGUGUAUGGGAAGAGGAUGCUUGACGAUGAAGCUAACAUGGAAUCAAGUGAUGACGAUGAAACGGUUGGUGGGGACUUGGAGGAGUUGAAAGUCGACUUGUAUGGUAAUAAGAAACUGUCGUGCAAAGAUGACAGCAGUGACCAUUGUAGUGACGAUGAGUCAGAAUCAGAUGAGAGAGGAGGGAGAAUGCAGAGAGAGGACCAAGUAUAUGAAAUUGUCUUGGAUUCCUCGGAUGAGGAGGGCGACGAAGAGCUGUACCGUCCUGUAUUCCCGAAACAAUCCGAGACGGUAAAGGCUGUCAGAAAACAAACUGCUCCUCCUGCCACAAAAGCAAACAGGGUCUCUAUUGGAAGUGUCAAUAAUAAACUGGAGGCUAAGGAAGGCAACAAUAAAGCAGAAAGUCUGUCGUCCUGCUCAUCCGAUGACAAUGAAGUGGCGUUCACCAUGAAGUUUACGUGAAGGGAGACCUAACAAUGAGUAGAAGAGUUCAUAGUAGUAUAAGUAGACAAAAACCAUGUUAGUUCUCUUUUCUUUUUUCUUUUGGUUUGGAGCUAGAGCUGCACGAGGUCCACUUAGUAUCUCCCUCUCUCUUUCUCUCUCUCUCUCUCUCUC